AUGGCGGUUGCCGACGUUUUACGCCUGGGUUUGUGUGCGCUGCUCAUCUUGAGCGCGGCCUCUCAGAGCUGCUCUUCCAAUGAGUACCUCCGCCCUGCCUCUGGCACGACAUCCGCCUCAUGCCAGCCUCUGACACAGUGCAACGCCGAUGGCUGCACCUCUAACGGUCGUGACUAUCGUGGCCUUCUCAAUGUGAGUCUUCAUGGCUUGACAUGUGCCACUUGGGGCUCCGGUGACGUCCCAGGCAGCAGUACCUACACGCCCACCAACUACCCCAACACGGGCCUCGGCGACCACAACUACUGUCGCAAUCCUUAUUGUAACCUCUGCAACCUCAUCGAGGUGACUGCUCCCACAGCCACCUCGGAUCGUGUGUGUGGCCCAGCCCCGGGAAAAGUUUCUCCUCCUGAAACAACUACGCAAGCCGCUCGCACGACGAGCGGCAGUACCACUCCCCUGACAACAGGCGUGGCCUCAUCAACCACGGGCCCGGCGACCUCAGCAACGAGUACGAUGCUGCCGACAUCAACGGUCACCACAACGAUGGCACCAACCACCACCACCACCACCACCACUACCACCGCCACUGAGCUCGGCGUUAACCUGCUGCCCAAUGGCCUGCUGCACCUGGACGGCUCCUCGGGUACUUAUGUGGAGCUUUCGGAAGCCGUGACAACGUCAUUCUCUUUUGCCGCCGUUGUGCUGCAGGCUGCCGACAACGCUGGCUACAUAAUGGCUAAAACUGAUGCCGCCGGCUCACGAUAUUACGCUCUCUACUCGGGGUUUGGUGUUGUCACACUCAUGUAUCGCAUUGCUGGCUCAACCACCAUUCGCACCGCCACGUUCUCCGUUGAUCUCCGCGAUGGUGAAUUACAUGAGGUGCUGUUUCGCGUGCAGGGAACUACUGCGAGCCUGAUUGUGGAUGGUGUGGCGAACAUUGCCAGCAUCAAUGCCGCUGUUGACGAUUGCGGUGCAACCAGCGAGACUUGCCUCUUUUCCUUGGGCACCCGCAUCGGCAGCUCCUCCAACCUGAUGGGUUCCAUCGCCGCAGCCAGUCUCUAUCCCAGCGAAGCACUCACCACAUUUCCCCAAGCUGUGCGUGACCGUGCGGCCCGGCAGUACACAACCACCACCGAGCCUACCACGACGGUCACCACGACCACUUUGACAACAACGGGCUCGCCCACUUCAGCGGUCUCGAGUAGCACCACAGCCCCGCCCCCAACCUCAUCGUUUACGACGACAACGACCACCACCACCCCAGGUGUUGUGUGCUCGCACGAUGAGUACCGUACCAUGAGCAACACGUGCCAGUCCUUGACCGAAUGCCAGUUUCUUUGCAAUGGCACCAAUUGCAACGAUUUCACCCGCUGCACCAGUGGAUGUCGUGCUUGCAUCCUCGGCACAGAGCUUUCCUUUUGUGUUCAGUGCACUUCAACACAAUGGUUAUUUAACGGUCGCUGCUACGCGUCGUGCCCCAACGGCACUCGCGAGGCCGAUGAAAACUUGGGUCGGCUUUGCCAAGCCGAUGACCCCAGCAUCGUGGUGCCCACACCCGAGCUCGAAUAUCAGGCGCAAGCACCAACUGCCACAACCGAUCGCGUGUGUGCUGUCGACUCCCCUUGCUCCGCAGGGCAGUACCAGUUGGCUGCUGCCACCCCUACUUCGGGACGUCGCUGCCUCAGCUGUCCUGCAGGCUUUUCCGAUCACGAUAGCAAUCCGCUCACGCCCUGCGCUCGCUGCGGUGAGGGCCGUUAUGUGCCCGCGGGUAGCGCCGGCCGCUGCGAUGACUUCAACUGUUUUGGUACCAUCGACGUGGAUCGCUAUGCCGGCACGCCGUGCCAAACAUGCUUUCCUGGUGUCUAUCUACCCGAAAGAGCUGUUGGGCUUUGCACCGAGUAUCGCUGCGCAUCGGGAUCCGUGGAUGACGAUGACGAUGCGACCACGCCAUGUGUGGCGUGCGCUGCUGACAGCUUUCAAGCCAAUCGGGGUGGCACGUUCUGUCUCCCCAUGGCUCAGUGCAGUGCUGGCCAAUUUGUGACCGUGACUGGGACGCCAUCUUCAGAUCGGGCCUGUGGCAGCUGCAUUGCUGGGCAGACGUACAGCGUGUCAGUCAACAGCCCUGCAUGCCUUCCCGUGGAGCCCUCGGCGUGCGCUGAUGACGAAUUUGAAGAGGCUGCUCCGACAUUGACAAGCAAUCGUGUCUGCAGCAAGAUUCCCACAACGACGGAGGAUCCCUGUUUGAGCUGCGCCCCGGAGAGCGAGUGUCUUUUGGCCUCAUUUUGUGAAAACGGGGCCUGCACCACGCAGGCCAACAAGCCAGACGGCACCGGCUGCGACAGUGUAGAGACAGAGUGUCGCGAGGCAGCCACCUGUCAAAUGGGCGAGUGCACCGAGGGAGCCAUACUGGUUGAUGGCACCACCUGUACCGGUGAUGACAUUCGCUUUGUUUUUUUCACCUCCACGCCAUUCCCAACGACCACUGAGGCGCCAACCACGACACUCCCGCCGACCACAACGAUCCCUACCACCACGGCCUUGAGCUGUGGCGCUGACGCAUACGAAGCUCCAUCCUGUGCGUUAUUUUCUACCGAGGAUGAGUGCUUGGCCCACCCUCACUGCCAGGUCAACAGCGAAGGCACAGCCUGCGUUUACGAGAAUGACAUCCCUGAUUCGAUGUUGGAUGCGCGUCGCCGUCGUGAGGUUUGUUCGGGUUUGAGUCCGAUCGAAUGCGGCAAUGCUGCCGACUGCUUCUAUGAUCCAGAGGCGGGAUGCAGCUCGCUUGCCGUGACGACACCCGAAGCCACCACUGCGCUCGUGAUUACUGACGAGGCAGAGACGACCACCACGCAAGAAACGACCACUGCACCUGAGAUUUUUUGGGAAGAGACAACCACCGCACCCGUGGCGGUUGAAGAUGAAGUGACUUCAACAUCUGCAGACCUCGAGGAGACGACGUCCGAACGCAUUAUUGAGACGAGCACCCAGGAUCAAGAGACGACUACUCCCACCGCCACUACCACCACCACUACCACCACCACCACCACCACCACUACGACUACCUUCACAUUUGUCGUGGAUGUGGGUGUAGCUCCAUUCAUUUGCGUGCCGCUCCACGAGUGCGACGAGACAGAGUACGAGUCUUCGGCACCAACUGCUACCACGGACCGAUCAUGUCGCCCACUUACCGUGUGCAAUGGCGAACAAUACGAGCUGGUGCCGGCGUCCACAACCAACAAUCGCGUUUGCGCCCCGCUCACUGUCUGUGAUCCCCUCAUGCAAUAUCAAGCCCGCUUGCCUACCCCAACGUCGAACCGCAUCUGCGAGAGUUUGACGCAGUGCAACGCCACUUUUCAAUACCAGUCAGUCGUGGCUACCGCGACGAGCGACCGGCAAUGCGCAGAACAAACCUUUUGCACCGAGGAUGAAUACGAGCAACGGCCCGGCACGUUGACCUCGGCUCGAGCAUGCGCCUCGCUCACCGAGUGUGUGAUCGGCGAGGAGAUUGUUUCUGAACCCACCUACAACCAGAACCGCGUGUGUAGUGCGUGUGCACCUGGAACCAUCGACGACGACUCCAACCCAAGCACGCCGUGCGUGGACUGCCCCAAGGGUCAGUAUCAGAAUGCAGCUGGGCAAACAGCCUGUUUGGAUGCAGCUUACGUUUGCCCUCGAGGAACGUACGAGGCAGCAGAGCCAACUAGUAGCACCUCGCGACAAUGCGCUGAAUGUGAUGGCAUUGAUUUCUACCAAGACCUAGCCGACCAGUCAGAAUGCAAGGCCAUCACUCCUUGCCCAGCAGGCACGCGCACCACUGGGGCUGCGUCCAACAUUCGCAAUACCGUCUGCACAGCGUGCGAUGGUGUGACCCAAUUUCAGAACCAAGCUGGCCAGGCGACCUGUCUUCCAAUUCGGGAUGAGUGCAGCAUUGGCACGUACGAGGCAGCGGCGCCCACAACGUCAUCUAAUCGUGUUUGCGCCGCCUGCACUCCGGGCACCAAUUACGCCGACGAAGCCGGCCUAUCGCAAUGCAAGACGACGCAAACCUGCAUGCCAGGCCAGGCUAUGCUGGUCGAAGCCACCGUGGCCUCAAACCGUGUAUGCGUGGCUUGCGUGGCGCUUGCGUCUUUUAGCACGACGGAGAACGCAGUCAGCUGUGAACCAGUCACUCAGUGCGACGGUCGCACAGAGUACCAGGCGGUGGCCCCCACAGUCUCGUCAGACCGACAGUGUGCUGCAAUUGUCAGCUGUACGCUGGGCGAGACCUUUCGUGCAGAUGUCGAUGAGUGCCUACCCUGCUCCACCUGUAGCGCGGGAAGCUUUCAGCUGAUGGCAUGCCAAGAGGAUACAGACACGACGUGUCAGACCUGUACUGCGUGUCGCGCUACCGAGUAUGAAGCGGUCGGGUGCAGCACAUCCAGCAAUCGCGUGUGUCAACCCUUGACGAGUUGUGUGUUUGGCGAGCAGUUUGUGGCGCAAGCAGCAACUGCCACCACGGACCGUGAGUGUCAGAAUUAUCGCAGCGCCUGCGAUCUUGCUGAAGAGUAUCUCGUAGUCAACCCAACAUCCUCAACCGACCGCCGGUGUGCUGCGCUGUCCGUGUGCGCCGAGUUUGAGUUUGAGCUGAACGGCCCCACUGUCACGUCUGAUCGCCAGUGUGUCAACGCGACCGUCUGUGCCGAGGAUUGGUUGGAGGUUGUGCCACUGACUGCAACGUCAGAUCGUCAGUGUCGCCCACCCACCACAACCACCCCCGCGGCUUCGACUGCUAACGACAACGAAACCCUGGCAUCCCGCUCCAGCGAUGACGGGCUUGCCAGUUCGGAAAUGGCGGCCAUCAUUGCGGUGGUUUUGGUUAUUCUGCUUGUUGUUUUGGUUGCCAUGUACAUCAUGCGGCCUGCGUCGCGCGUAUACGAGUUGGAUGAUGCCACCACCAAGCCUGCAGGUGGAAUGGCUGUGACUACCGCGCCCAGCAAAGGCAAAGCGGCUGCCGCAUCUGUGGAGUUGACGCCGUUUUGGUCGCGUGUUGAGAUGGACAUGGAGCGGGUGCCAGAGCCGGGGCACCGUUUUCGACCUCAGUUUCGCAAGGCGUUUAUGGACGUGGACACAGACUUGUCUGUAGCCAAUCACUCACUUGCUGCCGAUCGUUCCGUCAUCUCUGGACCAACGUCAUAUCACCUGUAUCGCACGCCCGGCACCAUGUCGCCCGAGCCCAUGCUCAACCAUUCACAAGAUGAGAGUGUGGUGGAUAUGGGCGAGGACACGGCGCCCAUUCUCUUGCGCAAACGCGACAGCGAUGGGCGUGAAUGGCUGCACUCCCUUGCCAUGGCCAAUGCUGUGCAUCAGCCAAUGGCUGACCACGGCAACCCACUCGUGUCCACUCUUCAUCAGGCAGGCUCUCAACGGUCGGUGGUUCCUCCGGAUUACAACGCAUCGUCGCAUCUCCCCUCGCGACUCCCAUCGAUGGGUGGGUACUCCCACUACGAUGCUCCCCCCUCAUCAGCCGGACUCAGUGGCAUGCAACCGGUGUUUGAGGAGCCCGAGAGCAUGGGUGUAUCCCGGCGAUCGCAGUCGUCUGCCUUUGAGCCCGGAGCAGACCGCUACCUGAACAUGCAGCCAGACGAGGAUACUUCCUUGUAA
Messenger RNA from Monosiga brevicollis MX1, 5640 nucleotides. RefSeq lists its product as uncharacterized. Gene Ontology annotation, molecular function: protein binding. The record is from RefSeq and is a predicted model, not a curated record. Lineage: Eukaryota; Choanoflagellata; Craspedida; Salpingoecidae. Bases 1 to 5640 code for a protein of 1879 amino acids. The transcript is spliced from 15 exons.